Carassius carassius (crucian carp) is the source of this 5253-nucleotide messenger RNA. Its product is annotated as complement C3-like. The transcript is spliced from 40 exons. Gene Ontology annotation, molecular function: endopeptidase inhibitor activity; protein binding. Lineage: Eukaryota; Metazoa; Chordata; Actinopteri; Cypriniformes; Cyprinidae. The record is from RefSeq and is a predicted model, not a curated record. Gene Ontology annotation, cellular component: extracellular region. Bases 77 to 4768 code for a protein of 1563 amino acids.
GUGGAGGAGGUGGGAAUAAAACUCAGCUGCUGCAGCUUCACAGACGCUCACAGGAAUAGACACACAGACAGUCAGGAUGGAGGUGAAGCUGCUGUUUCUGACUGUUGUUCUGCUCUCCUCACCGCUCCUCACACUAUGUGACCCGCUGUUUGUUCUGUCGGCUCCUAAUCUGCUGAGGGUGGGUUCCUCAGAGAACGUGUUUUUAGAGGCUCGGGAUUACUCUGGAGCAGCUCUCGAUGUGAAGAUCACAGUUAAGAACCACCCAAAAAAAGACAGGGAGAUACUGUCUCAAUCAGUGAGACUGACUGCAGACAAAAAUUUCCAAAUACUUAAAGACAUAAAGAUUCCUGAUGAUCAGAACUUCUUCUCUGACGAUCCUCUGGAGAAGCAGUAUGUGUAUCUACAAGCUCAGUUUCCAUCUGUCACUCUGGAGAAAGUGGUCCUGCUCUCAUUCCAGUCUGGAUAUAUAUUUAUCCAAACAGACAAACCCAUCUACACACCUGCUAGCACAGUUUAUUACAGGAUUUUAUCUCUGACGCCCAACAUGACACCACUCAGUGAGUCUGUAAUCACAGUGGAAAUAAUGAAUCCUCAAGGCAUCACAGUUUCAUCAGAAAAGAUAUUUCCAGUCAGAGGGAUGAAGUCUGGAAGAUACACCAUUCCUAAGAUUGCCAGUGCUGGGAUCUGGAAGGUGGUCACACUGUUCUCAAACACUCCUCAGAAGACAUUUACUGCUGACUUUGAGGUCAAAGAAUAUGUGCUUCCAGCAUUUCAAGUGAAAUUAAAGCUCAGGAAUAUAUUCUUCUAUGUGCGUGAUGAGAGUCUGACAGUCGACAUUGAAGCCAAGUACCUGUUUGGACAGAAGGUGGAUGGAAAUGCGUUUGUGGUGUUUGGUGUGAUGGAAGAUGGGAAGAAAAUAAGUAUUCCUGCAUCGCUGCAAAAAGUUCAGAUCAUAAAAGGAGAAGGCACAGCAGAACUGACCAAUCAGAUGAUCACUGAGACCUUUCCAAACAUUAACCAGCUGGUUGGACGAUCCAUCUAUGUUUCAGUCAGUCUAUUAACAGAAAGUGGCAGUGAAAUGGUGGAAGCAGAAAGGAGAGGCAUUCAGAUUGUGACGUCACCGUACACCAUCCACUUCAGAAAAACACCACACUUCUUCAAACCUGGGAUGCCCUUCGAUGUUUCGGUAUAUGUAACAAAUCCUGACCAGACGCCUGCUGAAAAUGUAGAAUUGGAGGUCCAUCCUGGAGGGGUCAGAGGUCAAACAAGAUCCAAUGGCAUUGCAAAGGUUACGGUCAACACUCCUGGAGGAUCUUCAAGACUGGAGAUCACUGCAAAGACCAAAGAUCCAGAAAUAAUAGAUGAAAAGCAGCAGGCAGAGAAGAAGAUGACAGCUCAGGCCUACGAGACCAAAGGCGGCUCCAAAAACUACCUGCACAUUGGCAUUGAUGCUGCAGAGCUGCAGAUCGGUGAUCCAAUAAAAGUAAAUCUGAACACUGGACAAAGUCCUGGAGUCAAAGAUCAAGACUUAACAUACAUGAUCUUGAGUAAAGGUCAGAUUGUAAAAGUAGACAGGUUCAAGAGGCAAGGACAAUCUCUAGUGACUCUGCCUGUGACUGUAACCAAAGACAUGGUGCCGUCCUUCCGCUUUGUGGCUUAUUACCAUGUGGGCUCGUCUGAGGUGGUGUCUGAUUCAGUCUGGGUCGAUGUGAAGGACACGUGCAUGGGAAAGCUCCAGAUUAAGGUGAAGGACAAGAUGAAUACCUAUGGCACAGGAGAUGAGGUCAAGCUGCAGAUAACUGGAGAUCCUGGAGCUAAAGUUGGUCUGGUGGUGGUUGACAAGGCUGUGAACAAGAAGAGACUCACUCAGACUCAGAUCUGGGACGUCAUAGAGAAGCAUGACACCGGCUGUACAGCAGGAGGUGGGAGGGACAGUAUGGGGGUUUUCACUGAUGCAGGUCUGAUGUUUGAGUCCAGCACUGCAGGAGGAACCAACACCAGAACAACUCCUUAUUGUCCUGUCUUUUCAAAGAGAAGACGGCGAUCAGAUGAUGAUGAUGACUAUUACACAGACUCUGAAGAGAUUGAGUCACGUACGCGGUUCCCUGAGAGUUGGCUUUGGGAAGAGAUUGAUCUAUGUGACAAAUGUCCAACACCAGCCAAAGAAAAUGUGAUCUACCUGAAAGACUCUAUCACUACCUGGCAGAUCUUGGCUGUCAGUCUGUCACCAACACUUGGCAUCUGUGUGGCAGAACCUGAGGAUAUGGUCGUUUUUAAGCAUCUUUUCAUUGACCUAAAGAUGCCUUACUCAGCUGUGCGCGGCGAACAACUGGAAAUCAGGGCCAUUAUUCACAACUACACCCCAAAGAAGCAGAAGGUGCGUGUGGAGUUCAUGGAGACAGAAGAUGUUUGCAGCUUUGCCAGUAAGAAAGGCAAAUACAGAACAACAAUAUCUGUUGAGAAAGACUCCAGUAUAUCAGUUUCAUAUGUUAUUAUUCCCAUGACGCUGGGAAAUCACAUGAUUGAGGUGAAAGCUUCAGCAUAUGAUGUCAUCUACACUUAUGGAGUGAGAAAGCCGCUGAAGGUGGUGUCUGAGGGUGUGCUGAUUCCAGUACACAGACAAAAUCUGGAGCUCAAUCCUGUUAAGAACGGAGAAAAACCUAUAGUUGUAAAAUCUGACAUACCAGUUGAUCGAGUUCCAGACACUCCUGCUAACACCUACAUCUCAAUUACUGGUGAAGAGAUCGCUCAGACAGUUGAGCAAGCCAUCAGUGGAGACUUCAUGGGUCGCCUUAUUGUCCAGCCCAGUGGUAAUGGAGAGGAGAACAUGAUCAGAAUGACUCUUCCUGUCAUUGCCACUCAUUAUCUGGACAGCACCAGUCAGUGGGAGACUGUUGGCAUGGACCGCCGUAAUGAAGCUGUUAACUAUAUCAACAUAGGUUAUCAGCAGCAGCUGAGUUACAGCAAACCAGAUGGAUCAUAUGCUGCAUGGACAGACAGGCCGAGCAGCACAUGGUUGGCAGCAUAUGUGGCUAAAGUCUUCGCUAUGGCCAGUAACCUUGUUAAUAUAGAGAAAGAUGUGCUCUGCAGCGCCCUCAAGUGGCUGAUUCUCAACAAACAAACACAAGACGGCCCCUUUAAAGAGGAUUCAGCUGUAAUUCAGAAAGAGAUGGUGGGUGACGUCGGUGGCAAAGAUGCCGAUGCCUCUCUGACAGCCUUUGUUGUGAUUGCUAUGCAAGAGACCAUAGAGAUCUGUGCUGGAUCAGUUGCUAGUCUGCAUGAAAGCAUCAAGAAGGCUGUUGCCUACUUAGAAGGUCGACUUCCACAACUGACCAAUCCUUACGCUGUUGCGAUGACGUCGUAUGCCAUGGCCAAUGAGAACAAACUCAAUAAAGACAUUUUGAUGAAACACUCCUCACAAAAAGAAGCCGGUCGGUCCUGGACUGUCCCUGGACAGCAUCAUCACUCACUAGAGGCGACGGCUUAUGCUGUGCUGGCGCUUGUGAGGGCAAAAGACUUUGAUAAAGCAGGAGAAGCAGUGCACUGGCUGAACAGACAACAGUCUCACUAUGGAGGAUCUGGCACCACACAGGCGACCAUCAUGGUGUUCCAGGCCGUGGCAGAGUAUCGCAAGCAGGUGAAGGACCGACACAACUUCAAUCUGGAAGUGGAGCUGUCUGUGGAAGGAAGAAGCAAACCUGUCAGAUAUACGAUCAAAAGAGAGAAUGCACAUCUUACAUGGUCACACAAGGUGGACAUAAAACAGGAGGUCAAUGUAACUGCUAAAGGAACUGGAACAGCCACUCUCUCAGUUCUGACGAUGUACUACGCCAGACCUGUUGAGAAGAAAUCUGACUGUACUUUCUUUGAUCUGACUGUUAAAAUGGAGAAAGACAUUGAAACAAAACAAGGAGCCAUUGCAAGUUACAAGCUCACUAUGGAUUUCAUCUACAAAAGUGAUAAAACUGAUGCCACCAUGACUAUUCUGGACAUUGGCAUACCGACUGGAUUUACUGUGGAGAACCGAGAUCUGGAAGAGUUGUCCAGAGGAAAGGAGAGAUACAUUCAGAAAUUUGAGUUGGACAAAGUGCUCUCAGAGCGAGGAUCCCUCAUCCUCUACUUAGAUAAGGUUUCUCAUAAAGAGUUGAAAAGAAUUUCCUUCAGAAUUCACCAGCUGUAUAAUGUGGGUCUGCUACAGCCUGCUGCAGUCACAAUAUAUGAAUAUUACUCACCAGAUGCACGCUGUACAAAGUUCUACCACCCUGAAAGAACAGAUGCUGUGAUAUACAGACUGUGUAAAGGAGACCUGUGCUACUGUGCAGAAGAGAACUGCAGUUACCAGAAGAAGAAUCAUGUCAGAGAUGAGGAGCGUUUGAAUAGAGCCUGUGAAGCUGGCAUGGAUUAUGUUUAUAAAGUCUCAGUGGUGGGGAUGGAUCUGAAACUGCACUCUGACAUCUAUGACAUGAAAGUGGAGCUGGUGCUGAAAGAAGGCUCUGAUGAGGAUGCUGAGGGGAAAGUGAGACCAUUCCUGGCUCGUCCCGGUUGCAGAGAAUCUUUAGGAUUGGUGAAAGGCAAGUCGUACCUCAUCAUGGGGAGAUCCGUUGACCUGCUAGAGCUGGGAGGAAGUCUGCAGUAUGUUUUUGGAGAGCAGACCUGGGUUGAAUACUGGCCUACAAGAGAAGAAAGCCAAACUCCAGAACACCGGAACCGAUUCAUCGGCAUCUCUGACCUCCAGGACAGCCUUCUCAGUCACGGAUGUGCUACCUAAAUAUACAGUGGCGUAACGAGAAUUUCUUAACUAAAAGAAAUGUAACAUUAUCUUUUGCAUACUCUAAAUAAAUUGUUCUUGAUAAUAAUGGUUUUCACCAAAAUAUGCUGGUGUGAUUCCAUAAUAAAACUUGAACAUCUUCAUGCACGAUUAAUUAUGAUGUGUUUAAUCAUGCAGUUCCUGAAUUCAUAUUUUAAAAUCUUGUUUUCUGUAUUUAGCCUCCUCUGGGUGUUUGAUUGACAGGCAAUCUGACCAAUCAUAAUUCAGAAUCUGCCAUUUUGUCUGACAAACAAAGCACUCAGGAGAGUUAGUCAAUUAAAGUCAACAGAGUUGAACUUGAAAAUGGGGUAGUGAUGUGUUUGCACAGUUGGGACGACAUACUUUCUGAUGUUCAUCCACGCUUGAACUAAGGCGCUACAGCAAUCUGUCACAACACAAUACGGUUUUAAUUUCUUAAAAAAUGUUUUUGUUUCAUACCUGCUUUG